UUUCAUUCAUAUUUCAUGACAAGGACCCCCAAAUAUAAUAAUACAGUUGUAUGCAAUAUUAUUAUUGCAGUAAAAUAUAAAGAAAUAAUUUAAAAUACUAUCUGCAAGAUAUACUUCGUAAUGUUUCCACUCAAUAUAAUGUCCUACAGAUAAAAUGUUCAUUUUUUACUUUUAAAAAAAUGGCUGCAUUAUAAAAACAACCAUUAUUUAAAAAGCAGAAUGAAAGCCCUGCACUGCGUAUGACAAUAAUACAGUACAGUCGAAAUUAUCCAUUUGCUUUAAAGUCAAAUAGUGAUUUUCCCCUAAUAAUUUGGGGGAUGAGAAUGGAAACGUUUUGAUGUUAAUGUAUAUUAUUUGCAGGACUAAUCAUAAUCUUUAUAUAUGAGGCAAGAACACAAAAAAUGGCCUUAUGAUUUUCACGUUACUUUCUGUAAAUGGCCUGUUUUAUCUGAGUUUUCUCAUAGCAGAACAUGGUGUGUUUUGAAAUGUUUCAUUAUUUACGAAUUUAUUGGUGGUUUAAGGGGCCUUCACAUCAUCAGAUACAGCCUCACAUACUCUUGCAUCAAAAAAUGCUUCAAUCAUUAGACUGUCCAUCACAACAGCUAGAGUUUGACAGACAGUCUUUCCAUCCAAUCACCGCCUUGCUCAAGCAACACGCGAACCCCCAUGGGGCGGGGCAGCGUGCACAGAGCAAGGAACAGAGGCCAGACAAACGGUACAUUUCCAUAUCCACGACCGUGUUUACGUCAAUAUACUCAACGAGCAGUGCGUCGCGCUAAAUAAUACAGGUUCGUUGCGGUGAGAAACGCGUUGUGAACACCUUGAAGCCUGCGCGGGGCCGACGAGCGCUGCACGAGGGAUUGCCCAUCUGCAGCGCGCGAGGCGAGGCUCGGAAACGGUUGGGGAAAGAAGGCCUCCCCUCAGCAUUCUUAGACCUGCGGGGAAAAGUGAAGAGCGCCGCCUGACGACCGCCGUACAGCGGGGUGGCUCGCUCAGGAGACAGCGGUGCGCUGCAUAAGCUCUGGCAAAAUCUGAAGAGCGCCACCAACUGCUCGCCACAAGCACACCAAAAGUCUGGUUUAGAACUGUUCUGCAGUUACCAUGAGUGAUCAGGAGUAUGUGGAGCAUCAGUACAUGUGCAGUGAGUGCCAGCAGCUCUUUAAUACGCUGGAGGAGGUGCUGGUGCACCAACAGAUCCACACCGGAGCAGAGGGGGACGAGGCUGAGAUCCUGCCAAGCCUUGAGGACUGUGACACUGGGGAGAGCCAGUAUCAGUGCCUGGAGUGUGGAGCCAUCCUGAGGAACCCAGACGAACUGCUGCUGCAUCAAGAGCUGCACAUGAGCGAGGCAGGCCAGGAGCUAUGUGAGGUCACAGAGGUGGAUUCUGUGGAUGCAGAAGUGCCAAUCCAGUACCAGUGUCUGGAAUGUCUGGCUCUCUUUGACACACCCGAACUGUGGUUGGCACACAGACAGACACACAGCAGAAGCAGCACCCACAGCAGCCUAAACACUGACACAGAAUAUGUUCUUCAGGCAGAUGGUUCAGUCACUCCAGUUCAAUUGCUCAAUGUGCAAAAUCUAGUUCUGGAUGAACAGAGGGCAGGCCAGAUCCUGACCCUAGCCCAGGCCCUUCGAGAGCAAGAAAACCCAUCUAAAACUGCAGCCCCUCCCAGGACUAUGCUAGUGCCAGCAAACGCUUCCCUGCCCGGCUCCACCUCUGCGAUGCUCCGCCUUCAGUUCUGCUCCGCCCAAGCGAUCGCUGAUGGAUCUGCCUCAGCUACUCUUCGAAAAGCUAAACUCCUCGCCCCUCUCUUACCUGCCGAUCCUAUCCGGCUGGACAAUGUGACCACUUUGAACCUUCUCCCUUCCUCUGGUCAGGUGAACACACUAAAGAAGCAAAAUGAAGAAAUUUUAAUUAUCCAUCCUUAUGAGUGUUCUGAGUGUAAUCUGCUGUUUAGCACACCAGAGGAUUUCCUUCAACACCAGGGGGAGCACUUCUUAGGCCAGGACAAAGAGACUGGGGACACUGGGGUGAUGGUGGGGUAUGAAGACAGUUCUGGGGCUAAGGAAGAUGAAGGAAGAAGCGACGGAUCAGAAGAAUGCAGCAAAGUUGGAAAAGUUAGUGGUGGGAGACGUACGUUCACCGCUCGCUCAGCUACUUUGGGUCUGACGUCGUCUAUCUCAUCCAGCAAUCUUCAAUGUGAGGAGUGCAAAAGAACGUUCACCUCUGCCAAUCGGCUUGUGGCACACCUUCGUGUGCAUGAACAAGGAACACACGAGUGCCCAGAGUGUGAUAAAGUGUUUAAGAAGCUGGUGUCCCUUCAGACACACAUGCGCACACACUCUGGUGAGGCACGUUUUCUGUGUGUGGACUGUGGGCAUGGUUUUACCACAGAGAUGACUCUUAUGAUACACAGGAAAUCUCAUACAUCUGAACCACUGCACAAAUGCCCAUUUUGUGCCAAAACCUUCACCAACAUGACCAAGUUCUUGUACCAUCGCCGCACUCACAGAGUACGUGAGCCGACCACACCGGUCUCUCAGUUUGUACUGGGACAGCAGUCACCUCUCUCUAUCAUCCAAAGAGCAAGAGAACGAGAGGCUGCUUGGAGGAAAGAAAGACAGACGGUGAUGAUUCCUCCUGUGAAAGAUGAUGGAAAUGAGUCAAGUGACACAGGUCCUGUGCUCAUUGAAGGUAUUGCUGUGGUCUCCCAGUCUUCAGAGCUGACAGAGAAUGGGCUUUAUGCUGAACACUCAAACACAGAACAAAACCAAAACGGAGGGAAAAUGCUGACAGACGACCAUUCAGCUACUGCCAAUGUGGAAGGAGGAGGAGAAGAGGAAGGUAAACACAGGACUCCUGCUGCUGAGGAAGAGCCAAAAUUUCCGUGUUCCAUAUGUAAAAAAAGAUUCUCCUCACAGGUCCGUCUGUUGCGGCAUCGUCGAACGACUCAUAUGACCGAAAGGCGUUUUAAAUGCAACAUCUGCGGGAAACCGUUCAAAAAGCAAAUCCAUCUGCGAAACCACCUGCGCACACAUACGGGCGAGCGGCCGUUCCAGUGCAGCGUAUGUGGAAAGACCUUUUCCUCUCUUGCGAAUCUUUCCCGCCAUGGACUCACACACACAGGAGUCCGUCCAUACCGGUGUGACGUUUGCCACAAAGCCUUCAGUCAAUCGUCGAAUCUACGCCAACACCGUCAGCAUCUUCACAGCAAUGCAACACCCUCACCCUGUCCAGACUGCUCUGCCACUUUUAUCCGUCCUGCUAAACUCGUAGCUCAUCGUUUUCUUCACCACCCAGGGUCACCGGCACCUUACCCCUGCCCACACUGUUCCGAGGGGUUCUUGCGCAAACGGCAGCGAGACAUUCAUUGCCUGGAGGAGCAUCCCGACCUGACGCAUUGCAUCUCCCAGGACUCCCAGGUUAGAGGUCAGCAGGGUUCGACAGAUGACACCGAGCAACAAAGCGCUCCUUCAAUCACAAAACCGAAUCUGGAUUGCACUAUUUGCGGCAAGCGCUUAAACUCCUCUGCAAAUCUUCGCCUGCACCAGCUAAGUCACGGACUCGGGCCCGGCCGGCCACGAGGCUCCAACUCCGCCCUUGGGAAGUCUCAUCCUUGCCCAGUAUGUGGAAAGCUGUUUGUUUCAGCCUCAAGCGUUACGCUACACCAGAGAGUUCACACCGGUGAGCGUCCGUAUCCCUGCGCGAUCUGCGGAAAACGGUUUCGCCAGAACACGCACCUGCGGGAGCACCUUCGUACGCAUUCGGGUGAGCGUCCCUUCCGAUGCGAGUUCUGCGAUAAGGGCUUUGUGCAGAGCAUGCAUCUGGCAGAACACCGGCGUACACACACGGGCGAGCGGCCGCAUGCUUGCGGCGAAUGUGGAAAGACAUUCAAGACAGUUUCGAACCUUAGAAACCAUCGCAAGACCCACGCCCGCUCCCAAAAGCAACAAGAAACGGAGCACAGCGGAGAAGCAGUGCCCGCAGAAUCCAACACAGCAACUGUUACCGUUGUGGAGGCUUCUGAGAUGGACAUGGCAACAGCAAUACCAUCUUUCUGCCAGCAGGGGAUGCAGCUUGGACAGCCACAAGUCAUUCAGAUACAGACUUCUAACCUGACACAGACUCAGGGCACUCCCACUAUCAUGUGUAAUGAGUUUGGGGAGACUAUAGCCAUCAUUGAGACAAGCGGAGACCUGGCAGAGGCCAUCGAGCUGUACCACACUGCACUGGAGGGUGGCAUCAAUAUGGAGGCCAUCACUGUGGACAACCUGCAGUUAUUGUGAGAGAAGUGCAGCAUUCCAGUGGCCAUCAUCUUGGAGAUUUGAAUAUUACAAUUAAAAUAUGAGCAUAAGUAAUGUCAGAUCAAGCACAGAGACAAAAGAAGGAAAAUCAGAGGUUGAAUUAAGCUGUCUAAGACAGGGUUGCAAAUUCAAGACAUUGUAUUAAUUCCCAUUAAAGUUCUUGAAUGUGUGAAUAACCUCAAAUAGAUCCAUUCAAAUAUUUUUCAGCCUUAUUUUGACUUUUUGAGACAGGUCAAUUUUUUUUUUUUUUAAAGUAGGGCUGAUUUUAGAGGAUGCAACUGAAGUCUGUGAUAAGACUGCUCCUGUUUUAGGAGUAGGAAUGGACAGUUUUGGUUGCUGACGACACACUGCAUGACACUCUUGUUCUGACAGAGCCAGAUGGAAGGCAUGAAGGCACAGAUUUAGAAAGAAAUACACCCACGGACAGUGGAGCAAGUUGAUACCACAGGACGGCUUAAAAUGAUUCCUGGUUUACAUUCUAACCUGCAGUUUUUGCAAGGAGGUCAUUUAAGGGCAUUGAGCUGAAGAACAAAACAGGAAAGAGGGAAAUCAAAACAUGUUAGUGCUCAUCAUGGACAAACAUUAUGCACCAAGGGAUCCCCAUGUGUUACAUACAUCACAUUUCUCGGUCUGUACACUGAAUGUUUGUAGCUUUUUUAUUGUUAUGAAGCUGAUUUGGAGAAGUCUUGCAAAUAAACUUAAACAGUUUGU
Molecule: messenger RNA, 5016 nt
Organism: Megalobrama amblycephala (Wuchang bream)
Lineage: Eukaryota; Metazoa; Chordata; Actinopteri; Cypriniformes; Xenocyprididae
Gene: znf526
Product: zinc finger protein 526
Exons: 8
Coding region: 1102-4287 (1061 amino acids)
Biological process (GO): regulation of transcription by RNA polymerase II
Molecular function (GO): RNA polymerase II cis-regulatory region sequence-specific DNA binding; DNA-binding transcription factor activity, RNA polymerase II-specific
Source: RefSeq, a predicted model, not a curated record